Messenger RNA from Morus notabilis, 581 nucleotides. Its product is annotated as DNA-directed RNA polymerase III subunit rpc4. Gene Ontology annotation, cellular component: RNA polymerase III complex. The annotation marks the transcript as partial. The record is from RefSeq and is a predicted model, not a curated record. The transcript has 2 exons. Gene Ontology annotation, molecular function: DNA binding. Gene Ontology annotation, biological process: transcription by RNA polymerase III. NCBI's taxonomy places the organism in Eukaryota, Viridiplantae, Streptophyta, Magnoliopsida, Rosales, Moraceae.
UUCCAGCUUCCUCCUAUGCCAUUGGUCAAACGAUCAGCUAGUGCAAAGGGGAAAGAGAAAGUUGGAUCCUCGCUGUCGCUAGACGGCCCAAGCGCUAAGGGCAGCAAAUUUGAAGAUUUGGCGGCAGGAUUUGCGGGGAAAAUGCUGGUUUACAAGAGUGGAGCAGUCAAGUUGAGGCUAGGAGAUAUCCUCUAUGAUGUUUCAGCUGGUUCAAAUUGCAUAUUUGCUGAAGAUGUUGUAACGAUCAAUACUGCAGAAAAGCAAUGUUGUGUUCUUGGAGCGCUCAGAAAACGAGCCGUCGUUAAUCCCGAUAUUAAUUGCCUCGUUAAUUCUGUGAUCGACUUGGGCUAAACACACAGACAAAGGGUGAUGUAGUACAUACUUAAUAUUUGUGGGACCACACAUGAUGUAGACGGUAAAUGCAUGCAUAUUGAGUAGGUAGAUCAUCUGAUCACAUUUUAACAACUCGGUGACAAGUGAAACUUUUCUGCAAUGACAAUAGAUUUAGGUAGAUUAUCCAUUGAUGUAGUUUUUCUAGUAACGAAAUGUAAGAUUAUUGCUUCAUUUGCUUGGCAGGAUAA